Pezoporus flaviventris is the source of this 2896-nucleotide messenger RNA. It is a transcript of the gene CASP6, whose product is annotated as caspase 6. The transcript has 7 exons. NCBI's taxonomy places the organism in Eukaryota, Metazoa, Chordata, Aves, Psittaciformes, Psittacidae. Gene Ontology annotation, cellular component: cytoplasm. The record is from RefSeq and is a predicted model, not a curated record. Bases 748 to 1665 code for a protein of 305 amino acids. Gene Ontology annotation, biological process: proteolysis; apoptotic process.
GAGUUUACUUGAAUGAAACUGCAAUAUGACAGUGGCAGUGGAAAGUUAAAGACUGGGAACUGACUAAACAGGAUUAGAAGAACAGGAAAACUAUCCUUCCUAGAUUUUUUGUGGCCCAGGAAUUCUGUUCUUCCUAUGUCUACAUGACAGCAUUUUCUGUCUAAAAGUUUGUUGACUAACAUUUUUAUGGUCUGCUGUCCCCUUAAGGCAAAAGCAUGAGUCAGAUCUCAGGCACACAAGCAAAAGCACCGUGUAAAUUUACACAAACAGAUGCACUCUUAAAAGAUCUCUGGCUUCCUAUUACCAAGUCGUAGGCAGAGGUGGUGUGCCUGUGUUCUAUUUACACUCAUUUUCCAGCACCUGUAUCAUUAGUCUGACUUGCACAAUACGUUUCAAGCAAACUGAAAUAGCCUUUUUUUUUGUGCGUUCAGGUUACUAGCAGUAAUGGUAAGAUUCGACACCUGAAAGUAUGAUCCGUAUUUGCCAGGGAUGUGUACGUGUAAAUACUAACACUCAGAAGCAUGUGACUUUCUUUGAGCCACCCCUACCCUCCUGUGCUGUCAUGUUCAACGUAAAAGCUUCUAAGGCAGAGUCUAGCUUUUUGCAAGUUUAUUCUAAUAUCUUGAUGAGCGUUUCUCCUCUAUCAGUACAUAGCUAUGUUAGUUUGUUUUGCAAAAGGCUUUAAUCAGAUGUGAUGAAAAGAUGGGAAAAGAUAGUACUGUGUAUGUACCAAGUAGUUUGUAAAAUAUGUGUAUAUGUGACCUAUCUUCUCUUACAAUUGCAGGCCAUGCCCAGUUGGAUAGCAGACCUACAGUAACCACUACAGAUGGAAAUCAGAACAUCACAGAAGUAGAUGCGCUUGAUGUAAGGCAAACCCUUGAUCCUGCAGUGCAAUACAAAAUGAACCAUCAAAGAAGAGGAAUUGCAUUAAUCUUCAAUCAUGAGCACUUUUUUUGGCAUUUAAAGCUGACAGACAGACGUGGCACUCUUGCAGACAGAAACAAUUUAAAACGCAGUUUGACAGAGCUUGGGUUUGAAGUCAGACAUUUUGAUGAUCUGAAAGCAGAAGAUGUACUGCAGAAAAUUUCUGAAGCCUCCAAAGAUGACCACAGUAAUGCUGACUGUUUUGUUUGUGUGUUCCUGAGUCAUGGCAAGAAUGAUCAUGUUUAUGCAUACGAUACCUACAUCAAAAUUGAGACAAUCACUGACAUGUUCAGAGGAGACAAGUGCCAGAGUCUGGUAGGAAAACCAAAGAUAUUUAUCAUUCAGGCAUGUCGAGGUGAUAAACAUGAUGAUCCAGUUAUUGUUCAGGAUUCACUAGACGGUAGUGAUAAAUCCAUUGUCAAUGAGACUGAAGUGGAUGCAGCUGGUAUCUAUACCCUGCCUGCUGGUGCAGACUUUAUCAUGUGCUACUCUGUGGCACAAGGUUACUUUUCUCAUCGUGAAACUGUAAAUGGCUCCUGGUACAUUCAAGAUUUGUGUGAGGCACUUAGGAAGCACGGCUCUUCCUUGGAGUUCACAGAACUUCUUACUCUCGUUAACAGGAAAGUAUCUUAUCGCAAAGUGGAUAUAUGCAGAGACAUUAAUGCUAUAGGAAAAAAACAGAUCCCUUGUUUUGCCUCAAUGUUAACUAAAAAAUUGUAUUUUCAUCCAAAAUCUAAGUAGAUUGUUACUGAAUAAUGACAACCAUUAACUAGUACUCACUGCAGAGGUGAAAGACACACCGUCUUAGUUCAGGAGACUAAUAUUCUCCAAGAUUAUUUGCAAAAAUACUGUGAUCAGACAUUAUAGUUUGUAUACAUAAUAGUCUCCAAAAUCUUAAAGGAAUUUUAAAGCUAGUUUUACAGCUCUGUUCUUCUCAGGGAAUUUGGGAAAUGUUGAUCGGUGCAAAACUAUUAGGUGCUAAGAUUUUAUGGGAACUGGUAUUCUAGAUUACUUUUUCCCUUAAAAGUUUUUUGGUGUCUAACUAUGGCACAUUUUAAUAUUUGCAAAACAUUUCAAAUGUUGCAUUAGGUUAACUUGCUCCUAGAGCGCAGUUGACAGGGAAUAUGUAGGGCAUCUUUUGAAAUUUGUGGACAGCAGUAUCCACCUUCCAAUUUCUGUGCAUUUAUUGAGCUUUUUAGAUGUUGUUUUUUUUCUCUCAACACUAAAGAGGAGCUUAAUUACUUGAGUACAACUGUAGCAUUAAUAUAUAUUGAUAGAAGACUGCUUUUUGUUUGCAACAUCAUUUAUGUUUGGGGCACAAUUACAGCUUGCUGGUGCUUUGUAUCCUCAGGAGAAAAGCAAGCAGCAGUUAAGUGAGACCAUGCACCACUUGCUUAGUGUGACUUUGCAUAAGCUCACCUUGCACAUAUCUCUAAAGCUGAAGCACAUCAUUUCAAGAUUCCAGGCUUACUUACAACUUCUGGUCAUCUCUAGGCAGCUCUGCAAAAUACUAUAUACGCAAGCCUUCAUACUAAAGACCUUGGUGCUGGAUCAGCCUUUUCCUCCUCUUGGCCUCAGAGGAGAUCAGCCAUACUGUCACUGUGUACAUAAAAGUGAUGGCGCACUUGUCACCAUAGGACAUUUCAGCAUAGGAUUGUUACUACUGCAGCAUCAGCAGUAGCUCAAUGAUACCGACUGGAAGCAAAUAUUUCUUUUAUUAUUUUUUACAUUAUUGGUACAUAUGCUUAACUCUGGGGGACAGUGGAGAAUUUGAGAAGAGUGUCUUAAUCCACUUUCCUGGGUAUGAUGUAAUUGAUUUAAUGGCUCUGCUUCAGUUAAAUCUUUCCAUAUGCCAUGUCCUGGCUCAUAGAUGUUGAGUCUUCCUACGGCUAUUUUUAAGCUUUGUAUAAAUCAUGUAUGUCUGAUUUUUUUUAUAAAUUCUUUCAAUAAAAUACAACAGUGAAACAAAUUA